UCUGCUUCAACAUAUUUCCACCAGCACACCUGCCUUUUAAAAGAAUCAAUGGAGAAAGCAUCCCAGAAAGAGCGUGAGCGCGACAAGCUCUCGAAAUACCGGUACACAACAGAAAUCCAGCAGAUGAUGUUUGUGUUUGGCGAAGUGCAGGACCCUCUACCUGAAACCACCAUGCUCAUUGAAGACAUUGUGCGCUCGCAAGUGAUCGAAAUCAUUGUUAUGGCGGCGGCACAAGCACAGCGGCGUGGCUCGCGCUUUAUGGCGGCGGAGGACCUGAUAUUCCUGAUCCGCCACGACCGCACCAAAGUGCUACGACUGCGUGAGUACCUGAGUUGGAAAGAUGUGCGCAAAAAGGUGAAGGAGAGGGAAGACGCAGGGGAAGAGCUGAUGGAUGACACGAGCCCAGAUAAGCCGGACCGGGCGGCCAAGGUCAAGGUCAAACUGUCGUGGGAGCUGGCAAACGCGUUUUCCGAGAACAUGGUCGAUGAUGAUGAGGACGAGAAUGACGACGAGAUGGCAGAUGCACGGAGCGACUCGCUGAAGCGGCUGCGGGACGCCGAUGAGGUCACAAAGCAGAUGACAAGGGACGAAUAUGUGCAUUAUUCGGAGUGCAGGCAAGCAUCGUUCACGUUCCGCAAGGGCAAGCGGUUCCGCGACUGGGCCAAUAUGUCGGCGUAUCUGGACACAAAGCUCAACGACGACAUCAUCGACAUUCUGGGGUUCCUGACGUUUGAGAUGGUGUCGACAAUGACGGAGACAGCACUGAAGAUCAAGUAUAGCCUGGACAAGGCCAAGAGCGACGCGCAGGGAGUGAUUAACAACGCGCGGCGGUCAGACAGCGGGGCUAAGCGGCAGCGGACUGGAGAGGGCGAAAAGGUGACGCUGUUUGCAGGUCCACCAACAGCCAGAGCGCCGCUGGAGGCACAGCACGUGCAGGAGGCGUUUCGACGCAUGCAGCGGUCGUCGCAGCCGAUACGCAACUUCAAGGGCGGGCUCACCAGGACCCGGGUGUCGCUGAUUUGAGUGGUUUUGAUGUCUGAGCCGUACCGUUGAAUAAAUGCGCCAUACAC
Linderina pennispora is the source of this 1070-nucleotide messenger RNA. Its product is annotated as TFIID-18kDa-domain-containing protein. Gene Ontology annotation, molecular function: protein heterodimerization activity; transcription coregulator activity. The record is from RefSeq and is a predicted model, not a curated record. The transcript has a single exon. Gene Ontology annotation, cellular component: SAGA complex. Lineage: Eukaryota; Fungi; Kickxellomycota; Kickxellomycetes; Kickxellales; Kickxellaceae. Gene Ontology annotation, biological process: transcription by RNA polymerase II. Bases 49 to 1023 code for a protein of 324 amino acids.